CUAAAUAAAUAUUUAUAAGGUAUUAAUUUUUUUUGGGGAAAAGAGAAACAUGAGAGAGAGGGGUAGAGUGAGAGAUUGGGAUUCAGGCACUGGACACAGGGCAAGGCAUCGACGGUCAGCACCGGGUAAUGAGAAGAUCAGAAUCCAAGAGAGAGGUCGACAGUGGAAGGGGGUGGAUACAAGGCAACUUAUCUGGAAUGGGAAUCGGUAUGAGCACAGAGAGGGGGGGUUUGACAGAGGACAGUGGGAAGAAGGGAACUGGAGUAAGCACAUGCAGUGGGGGUAUGACAGAGGGCAAUAUAAGCAAGCUACAGCAUUCUUUUUUACAAAUAUGCCGGAGGAAUGGAGCUACACAGAAAUGUGGAGAACAUUCGGAAAGUUUGGAAGGGUAUUUGAUAUUUAUUGUCCUCAGAGGAGAAGCAAGAGCGGACGGAGGUUCGGAUUUGUCAGGUUCCUUAAUGUAAGGAAUACUAGGGAGCUUGAAAAACAGCUUGAUCAACUAAAGGUUGAGGGGCAGAAAUUAUGGGUAAAUCUAGCAAAAUACCCAGAGGAGAAACAUAAAGGGGAGACAGCAAGGAGAAUCAUCCCAUCAAGCGAAAUUGUUCAGGGGAAGUCAUAUGCUGAUGCUGUGAGAGGACAAGAAGGUCGUGAAUAUGGGAAAAGCGUAGAGAAGACAACUAUGAGUACCUUGAUGCGUGGAGAAGAUAAAAGCAGAGCACACGAAACACAGAAGCAACCGAAGAGCGGACCAAUCUGGAGACAGAAAAAAAGAGAAGAGGUGUGGUCGGGAUUGGAGUUCAAUGUGAAAAAAGAAGAGCUACUGUGGCUGCAAGGAAGCUGUGUGGGAGUUGCUCACUCAGUUGAGAUUGUACCCAAUUUACAAGAGAAGUUCUAUAUGGAAGGGUACUUCUCAUGUAGAUUGAGAGCUAUGGGGGGAAAGCUGGUCCUUAUGGAUGGUCAAGACAAAGACGAAAUUAAGGACUUAGUGGAGGGAGCCCCGGAGUGGCUUGGACAGUGGUUUUCUGAGGUCAAACCGUGGUCCCCCUCAAUGGUAGCAAAAGAAAGAUUUGUGUGGAUAAGGUGCCAGGGAGUCCCUCUGCAUGCUUGGUGCCCAGAAUUCUUUGAAGAAUUGGCACUAGUUUGGGGAAAAUGUAUAUGUUUGGACGAUAGUACAAGUAAAAAGAGAAGGUUUGAUGUAGCAAGAUUUUUAAUAUCAACAUCAAAAAUGGACACAAUCUCCGUUCACCGGGAAGUUAAAGUAAAUGGGGUUGUGUAUGAGCUGAGGUUCUCGGAGGAGGAAUUGACUAACAGCCUCUUCUCAUUGAAGUAUGACUUCAGGCCAUCUUUCAAUAGCGACUCAGAGAUUGAGGAGUAUUGGUCGGAUGCCACAGAUUACACAGCAGGUUGUGUCGGAGUUAGCGACGGAGAAGAAGGUGGAGAUAACGCCGGAGAGUAUCUUUCAGGCAGAGGAUCAUUACCGAGCAAGGAGAGAGGAAGCAAGUUGGCUGUCACAUCAAACUCGGAAGCAAAAUUUGAAUUUGCAAGAAAGAGUAAUGAUGAGGAUCGGUCAGAUAAGCAGGCUAGGCGCUCUCAUAGCAGAGUAGGUGAGGAAGAAUCCGUUGAUGUGGUAGCAGAUAGCCUUGAAUUGGAUUUGGAAGAGGAUGACGCAGGGGAGAGAGGUGAUAUUGAAAAGUGUGUAUCAGGAAGCAAGGUGGGGACUGUCUCAAAUCCAAAACUUGCAGCAAGGGCGGGAGAUUAUGGGCCGGACACUCACCCCAGCAGGGAUCCUUUUGUAGGAUAUGGGUCCAAUGGAAACUGGGCCGGGGAAGGAGAGUUAAUAGAAAAUUGGGCUGAGGAAGGAUUAAAUUCCAGUCCACUAAAAGGGAGGGAAGUGAGAACCAUCGGGGGAAUUAAAAAGAAGCUCACUCCAGAAAAUUCAGGAACAAAAGUCACGAACACUCUGGAGAAAUGCAGCUCCUGUAGCAACGAGAGAGGUAGUAUAGAAGGGAGCAGGGAAGAGGAGACGAGCACAACACAAAAGGAGGAAAAAAAAAAAGAGAAAGAAAAGGAGCAAAUCGUGCACUUUUGUUUACCAAAAAUCAAUCCUUCUCGGAUUCAUGAAGAUGAAGAAGAAAAGCAGGGGCAGAUGCGGAGCGAGGCAAACGGAGGAAGAGGCAGUGUCGGGGCAGUUGCAGAGGAAGAGGAAUCUGUCAUCAAGAAACUUGAGGAGUUGGAGACCAGAGACAGAGCAGCAAAGGAGAAAGAAAGCUUAAAGGGCCCGAACAAGGAACAGAAGGAAACCAAGAAGAGUGGAAUAGAUAGAAAAUUCUGCAGAUUGCUGUGGGGGGCAGAGGAUUUUGAUUGGGUGGCAAAAGAUGCAGUAGGAUUGUCGGGAGGUAUGGUCUGUAUAUGGAAUUCUAAAGUACUCAGAAUGAUGAAAGUUUGGGAGGGUGAAAACUUCAUCGGGAUACAGGGGAGGUGGGUAGCAGAGGAUGUUUGUGUUAAUAUAAUCAACAUUUACUCUCCAGGUCAUUUAGCAGUAAAGAAUGUUGAGGAGAAAGUAGGAAGCAAAGCAGUAACUCUUGAGAUGAGGGAGUUUAAUAAUUUCAUAAUGGAAGCAGAACUGAUUGAUACACCAUUAGUGGGCAGAAAAUUCACAUGGUACCAACCGAGUGGGAAGUUGAUGAGUAGAAUUGACAGGUUCUUACUAUCGGAGGAGUGGCUGAAUAAGUGGGGAGAGGCAACCCAAUGGGGUCUAACCAGAUCUGUAUCAGACCACUGUCCAAUCCUUCUUAGACAUCAGAAAGUGAAUUGGGGGCCCAAACCAUUUAGAUUUUUUGAUGUUUGGCUAGAGCAAGAAGGGUGUCAAGAGGUGAUAAGAGAAGCAUGGAGAAAGGAAAAUACUCAUGGGUGGGCAGGAUUUCGCCUCAAAGAAAAACUCAAGUCCACCAAAGAGGCGUUGAAAAUAUGGAGCAGAAACAUGGUACCAGAAAUAGAAAGGAAAAUGAGAGAAGCUAUGACAGAGAUCGCGCAGCUUGAUGUGAAAGGAGAGGCGAUUCAGUUAUCUGAGGGAGAGAUUGAGAGAAGAAAACAGGCAUCCCUGAUUGUGUGGGACAACAUAAGAUUUAAAGAGAGUAUGAUGCAGCAGAAAUCCAGGAAAGCUUGGCUAGCAAAUGGAGAUGCAAACAUGAAAUAUUUUCACAACUGCGUGAAGGGGAGAUGGAAGAGGAAUGAAAUAAAUAGCAUUCAUGUAAAAGGAGUCCAGCUUACAGAGGUUGAUAAAAUGAAAGAAGAAAUCGCCAACUUUUUUGAAGAGACAUUCUCGGAGGAGCAGUGGGUUAGACCAUCCGUGGAAGGCCUCCAAUUCAAACAAAUCUCCCCAGCAGCUAAUGACUAUCUCAUUGCACCUUUCACUGAAGAAGAAAUCAAGACAGCGGUGUGGGACUGUGAAAGCUCAAAAGCACCGGGUCCGGAUGGCUUCAAUUUUAAAUUCAUCAAGAGUGAAUGGGAGACAAUCAGAGGUGAUGUUACUGAAUUUCUUCAUGAGUUUCAGAAGAAUGGCAAAAUUGUGAAGGGUCUAAAUACGUCAUUCAUAGUUCUUGUGCCAAAAGUAGAGAACCCACAGAAAAUUGAAGAGUAUAGACCAAUUUCACUGAUAGGGGGUAUAUACAAAAUCCUCGCAAAGUUACUUGCUAACAGGCUUAAGAAGGUGCUGGAGGGAAUAGUUGGGGAACAGCAAAUGGCAUUUUUAAGUGGUCGGCAACUAAUGGAUGGGGUUGUAAUAGCAAAUGAGGUUAUUGAUGAAGUAAAGAAGAAGAGGAAGGAAGCGUUUUUGUUUAAGAUCGACCUUGAGAAAGCUUAUGACAAGGUCAGUUGGAGAUUUCUGGAUUUCAUGAUGCAAAAGUCGGGUUUUUCAAAUACUUGGAGGGAAUGGAUUAUGGAGUGUCUAAGGUCAAGUAUGGUGUCGGUUCUGGUCAAUGGCAGCCCUACCAGACAAUUCUCUAUGUCUAGAGGUCUCCGACAAGGGGAUCCACUGUCCCCAUUCUUAUUUCUGAUUAUUGCAGAAGGGAUUAAUGGGCUGGUUAUGAAGGCUGUUGAGAAAGGUUUACUUGAAGGAGUCGAAGUGGGAGGAAAAGGCUUCAAGAUCUCGCAUCUCCAAUAUGCAGAUGACACUCUGUUGUUCGGCACAGCUACUGAGGAAAAUGUUUGGGCUAUGAAGAGCAUCUUAAGGACAUUUGAGCUGGUAUUAGGGCUUAAGAUAAACUUUAACAAAAGUCAGCUCAUUGGCAUUGGAGUAAAGGAGGAGUGGUUAGAAAAAAUGGCAUGGAUUUUGUGCUGUAAAAAAGGGGUAUUGCCCUUUAAGUAUUUGGGGGUACCCAUAGGGGGGAGGAGUGGGAAGCUCUCAUUCUGGAAACCAGUGCUGGAGGGAGUGAAUAGAAAACUAUCCACAUGGAAUGGGAGAUUCUUAUCUCUAGGAGGAAGGAUUACCCUCAUUAACUCAGUGCUGACCAGUCUUCCUGUGUUCUGGAUGUCCGUGUUCUUGAUCCCGAAAGGUACGAUUCUAUUCCUUGAUAAAAUUCGUAGGAGAUUUUUAUGGGGAGGUGUUGAGGGAGGUAAGAAAAUAAAUUGGGUUCGAUGGGACAAGGUUUGUAGGGACAAAGAGCAAGGGGGGUUAGGUGUAAAGGAUCUAAGGAAGUUUAAUCUAGCUUUGCUUGGGAAGUGGUGGGGGAGAUUGGUUAACGAGGAGGAGGGUUUAUGGAAAGAAGUAAUAUUGCAGAAAUAUGGUAAGGUAGGGGAACCCAGAUUCAAUUGGUUGAGGGAGGGUUAUGGUUCUGGGUCUAGAUGGUGGAGGGAUAUAUGUAGGUUGAAUGUCUUAGACCAGGAGAAUGAUGGCUGGUUAGCAAAAGGGCUGAAUAUUAAAAUAGGAGAAGGGGAUAGUGUAAAAUUCUGGUGGGACGAUUGGAGCGGGAGAGGAAUUUUGGCUAACAAAUAUCCUAGACUCUACUUAAUAUCUGUAGGUAAAGACAAUACAGUGUCACAGAUGGGUUGGUGGCUCAAUGGCAGCUGGAUAUGGAAACUGCAGUGGAGGAGAAGACUAUAUAGCUGGGAAGUCCAAGAAGAAACAGAGAUUUUGAAGGAAAUACAAGAAACUACAAUCACGAAAGGAAAAGCAGAUGUAAGAGAGUGGAUUCAUAGUAACACCGGGGAUAAAAUCCCUACCAAGGCAAAUCUUUUCAAAAGAGGUAUAAUUCAAAACAUGGAGGACUGCAAGUGUGAACUUUGUGGGCACCAAUUGGAGGAAACUAGCCAUUUAUUCACGCACUGCAAAGUGGCAUAUGAUCUGUGGAAUGCAUGCUUCAGGUGGUGGGGAAUUAGAACAGUGCUGGACAGAGAUGGGUGCAAGGUUUUCCAACAGCAUCCUUCGGCGCUCAAAGUGGCAGGAUUAAAAGAGGGCUGGAGUUGCAUAUGGUUUGUAGUUGUGUGGACAUUGUGGUUGGCAAGAAACAACAGCAUAUUCAAUGGAAAAGUAGCGGACAAUUGCAGGCUGCUUGAACUGGUUCAUCUAAGGUCCUUCAGCUGGUUGAAAUACAGAAAGAAAGGAUGUCUUUUUUCUUUAUCCGACUGGAUCCAGGAACCGGUUGCCUGCUUAAGAGGGGUCGCAGCAAAAACCGGCAAAACAGAGUGUUAAUACCAGGGUAAGCAGCGGAUCUCUUAGGAAGGGGCGCUCAAUUAAAGUAAGUUCAUAUGUUUUUUGGGGGUAGUAGGUGCUGAAUAAGCACAUCUUUCCCUGUAAAAGGUUUGGAGUACACCCAGUACUCCUAUAAUAGAAAUUUCUUUGCUUU
Molecule: messenger RNA, 5843 nt
Organism: Rubroshorea leprosula
Lineage: Eukaryota; Viridiplantae; Streptophyta; Magnoliopsida; Malvales; Dipterocarpaceae
Source: the annotation of a GenBank genome assembly